Opisthorchis viverrini is the source of this 579-nucleotide messenger RNA. RefSeq lists its product as hypothetical. The record is from RefSeq and is a predicted model, not a curated record. NCBI's taxonomy places the organism in Eukaryota, Metazoa, Platyhelminthes, Trematoda, Opisthorchiida, Opisthorchiidae. The transcript has 4 exons. Bases 1 to 579 code for a protein of 192 amino acids.
AUGAAGGUCUACGGGAAGCUCUCGCCUGAGUUCACCACAUCGAGUGGUGUCAGGGAGGGUUAUCCCCUUUCACCUUUCCUCCCAACACAUCCUCCACAUGCAUUUUCUGCCCCCUCCCUCAUACCCUCAGUAGUGUGGGCCCAUCAAUUAGGACUGACAACGCCUUCCGUAUUGCGUUGGUUUCGGCAGCAACAUCUGCGCGCUAGCCUCGACACCAGGUCUAUCCAGCUGCUAUUAUUGUUUACAAUCUGGAGCGAACAGGACAACAUUCUGCUCUUGCUCUCACAGUGGACUCGCUUGACGUUGAAAUGCACUGGGUAUCAGAAACGAGAAUUCACGAUGCAACCAGUGUCUGAGUUAAUGGCCCUAUCAAUCUCCACUCGCUUCCGGUUGAGGCCUUCUAGCGAAUUUGAGGCCGUUGCUGCAGGGUGUGCAAGGGUCGGUCCUAAGUCACUCGAGCCUGGCAACAACCGUGAAGGGAUCACACGACCGAAAAGUCGACCGUUUUCUAUCCAUCGUCUGCUUACGCUACAACCGACUGUAGCUUUGACACUAAGGAGAAAAAUUAUAAAGUCAUGA